Molecule: messenger RNA, 243 nt
Organism: Nezara viridula (southern green stink bug)
Lineage: Eukaryota; Metazoa; Arthropoda; Insecta; Hemiptera; Pentatomidae
Source: the annotation of a GenBank genome assembly
AUGGGCCUGUUCUGUUAUGGAAGUGGCCUGGAAGUGGGAGAACCCCUUUGGGUACCUCCAGGAGUGCUUUGGGCAGCUAAGGGUGGACCACCACUUCAAGCAUUGCUGACCCACUACAUGCUGGGUGGAGUGCCAGCUCUACCACCUUUCCUCGCCAGAUUAUCACCCUCUCCACCAGCACCUGCGUCCCCAAGGGCACCAGAGCCUAGCCAUGAACCUUUUUUUCCUGAACCAAAGGACUAA